UGGCCGGUCGCAUUUUGCCGUCACACAAACGCAUAAAACCGCGUCUUUUCAGGCUAAGAGAAGCGCCAGUGCACAGCACGCAGCCAUGCGCCACAAUUCAGAUUACGAACGAACGAGCAGCGCUGCUACAGAGACCAAAAGCUGCUGCAUCCAAUUUUGCAUGGCCCUGCGCAGGUCGAUACGAUGCGACAGACGGUGUUAGCGCUGGCCAUCUGCGGCGCUGCGACGGCGCUGCAGCCGGCGCGGCCGCAGCGGCGGCAAUCGCUCGCCGUAAGGCAGGCACCCGCGCGGCGUCCGCGAACGCGCCGCCGCCCACUUCAAAAGCUGCGCUUGCUCAAUGGCGUGAGGGUGGAGAUACGCAAACGGCCGAAGCCGCAGCUGCAACGGAGCGACACGAGAGGCCGACGCCAUCGCCGCAAAAAAAAAUCGACAUACGACGCAGGGCGGCGACGCCUACGGCGCGUCCGGCACGUCGUUCUACACGACGACCGAGAAGCAGGACUCCUACGACUCGCUCGACAAGGUGCUCGACGCCAAGUGCAAGGACGCGGGCGUGCGCAAGGUCAUCGUGGAGAUGCUCGACGCCUGUGGCGAGAUCACCGAGGCGCUGCGGUCCGCGCUGGUCACGGUGGAGGGCUCGGCGAACACGUUCGGCGACGCCCAGCUCUCCGUCGACGUCAUCGCGGACGAGAUCAUGUGGGAGGUGGCCAAGGGCAGCGAGGUCGUGGCCUACGGCGCCUCAGAAGAGGAGCCCGAGAUCGUCAAGUGCAACCCCAAGGGCGAGUACACGAUCUGCUGGGACCCGCUCGACGGGUCGUCGAUCGUCGACAACAACUGGGCCGUCGGCACGAUCAUCGGCGUGUUUGUGCGCGGCGUCCUUUUGUCAUGCGGUGCGUUGCGACGCCCUGCCGGCGCCUUGCCCCACCGCUCGCGCCCUCGACGCCAUCGACGCGACGCGUCGAGCUGGUCCCGGAAGCCACCGAGACGCCAUCGACUCGACGAAGCGGAGGUAAACUCUCGAAACCAAAAAAACGCGCGCAGGUGGGGCUCGAAGUCCGGCAAGGGCGACGACGGCCUCCUGGGCGCCACGGGCCGCGACCAGGUCACGUCCUUGGUGGCUUUGUACGGCCCGCGCACGACGGUAGCGGUAGCACUGGACGACGGCGUCUACGAGUUCUCGUACGGCUGCACGCCCGAGGGCUGCAUGCUCGAGGACGGCACCUACGAGCCCUGGAUCUGCUCGCGGGCGAAGAUCGAGGUCGCCAAGGACUGCCGCAUCUUCUCGCCGGCCAACUUGCGCGCGGCCAAAGAAGUGGCGGGCUACAAGCGCCUCGUGGAGCACUACAUGGACGACAAGUACACGCUGCGAUACUCGGGCGGCCUCGUGCCGGACAUCUACCAGCAGUUCACCAAAAAUCAAGGCGUCUUCGCGAACCCCACCUCGGACUCGUCGCCGGCCAAGCUUAGGUUGGCCUUCGAGGCCGCGCCCUUCGGCCUGCUCGUCGAGAAGGCGGGCGGCAAGACGAGUGAUGGGGUGACGGGCGGCUCGAUCCUCGACGUGGAGAUCACGGCCGUCGACCAGCGCACGGCGCUCUGCAUCGGCUCGGCGAACGAGGUCGACCGCUUCAACGAGUACCUCGAGUGCGACGACGACGGCUGCAACACGUCGAAGUAGGCGUUUUGCUUGUAAGUGGCUUUACUUAU
Pelagomonas calceolata is the source of this 1704-nucleotide messenger RNA. The record is from the annotation of a GenBank genome assembly. Lineage: Eukaryota; Pelagophyceae; Pelagomonadales; Pelagomonadaceae.